AUGUUUGCCUUUUCCUCUCUACGAAGUCAACCUGUCCGUAUCCUGGAACCGUCGAACAAAGUGUUUUUAUCCGGUUUUAUUCCCGAGAAUCCUCACAGUCAUGGGGAAAUGGAUUUUGUGAAAGGUCCGGAUCAGUCAGUAAAAUGGAUGGACGACCAUUCGCAUUCUCACAUGGGUGAAACAAGUGAAAUUGCUGAACAGCUGGCAAAGAAAGUGAAAGUAUUAUGCUGGGUGAUGACCAGCCCUUCAAAUCUUGAGAAAAAAGCCAAACAUGUGAAAGCAACAUGGGGCAAACGAUGUAACAUCUUGUUGUUUAUGAGCUCGGAAGCUGAUCCCAGUUAUCCUGCAAUCAAACUUCCUGUGUCCGAAGGCAGAGAAAAUUUAUGGGCCAAAACCAAAGAGGCUUUUAAAUUUGUUUAUGAAAAUUAUGUCGAUAAGGCCGACUGGUUUUUGAAAGCAGAUGAUGACUCAUAUGUGAUCGUCGAAAAUUUACGCCAUUUUCUGAAAGAUAAAGAUACCAAUAAGGGACUAUAUUACGGUCGUAGGUUUAAGCCUUAUGUUGCCCAAGGAUACAUGAGUGGUGGUGCUGGGUAUGUGUUAAGUAAACAAGCUUUGAGAAGUUUUGUAGCAGACGGUCUACCAGAUCCAAGGAAGUGUCGAAGUGACAAUGGUGGAGCAGAAGAUUUAGAGAUGGGAAAAUGUUUAGGGAAUGUUGGAGUGAUUGCAGGUGAUUCCCGGGAUGAACUAGGGCGGGAAAGAUUCAACCCCUUUAUCCCAGAACAUCACCUCAUUCCGGGUAUUUUACCCAAAACCAUGUGGUACUGGCACUAUAAUUUUUAUGAAGCCAAAAAUGGCCCAGAUUGCUGUAGUGAUUAUGCCAUCACGUUUCAUUACGUACCCCCAAACAUGAUGUACGUCAUGGAAUACCUUAUAUACCAUCUUAAACCAUUCGGUGCUCGCGUUCAACAGAUAUGUUCAAAGGACGAACCAAAGGAUCCCAAAGUGCCAGCCUUACAUUCCACCAAUCAAAGUGAUAAAAAUCAAUCGAAAAUCGUAUCAAAAUUUAUGCAAAAACCUAAUCAAAAGUAUUUAGACACUAAUGAAAUAGAGCCAAAGAAUGGGUGACUUCGAGGGUAUUGUAAAAUUUUUCAAAAUAUUUUUUUAAAUAUUAAUUUUGUUAUGAUUAAAUAUUUAUUCAGUU
This is a messenger RNA of Lottia gigantea (owl limpet), 1201 nucleotides long. RefSeq lists its product as hypothetical. Gene Ontology annotation, cellular component: membrane. Bases 1 to 1125 code for a protein of 374 amino acids. Gene Ontology annotation, molecular function: N-acetylgalactosaminide beta-1,3-galactosyltransferase activity. NCBI's taxonomy places the organism in Eukaryota, Metazoa, Mollusca, Gastropoda, Lottiidae. The transcript has 3 exons. The record is from RefSeq and is a predicted model, not a curated record.